Messenger RNA from Didymodactylos carnosus, 552 nucleotides. Lineage: Eukaryota; Metazoa; Rotifera; Eurotatoria; Philodinida; Philodinidae. The record is from the annotation of a GenBank genome assembly.
AUGGCAGCUACAUCAAGAGUUCAAUGUACAAAAUGUGAGAAAAAUUCUGGUAUAAUCACAUGCAAUGGCUGUUUAGAAGAAUUGUGCAGACGGUGUUUCAAUGAUCACCGUCAAGAUUUGUUAAAAGAAUUCGACAAUGUUGUUUACGAACACGAUAUGCUCAAACAGCAGCUUGAAACGCCAAAUGAAAAUGAGUCUCAUCCUUUGUUAAAACAAAUUGAUGAAUGGAAGAAAGACUCUAUCAAUAAAAUCAAACAACUUGCUGAACAAUGUCGGACUGACGUUGUCAAAUUGCUCGAUAAGAACAAGGACACAUUUAUCAAUAGAUUGCGCAAAAUAACGAAUACAGUUCGUAAAGGUAGAGAUGAUGAAGACUAUGAUGAACGUGAUCUCAGAAAGUGGAUGGAUGACUUAAAAGAAUUAAAAGAUGAACUUAUCAAACCAUCGAACUUCUGCGUCGAAGAGGAUAAACAACAAUCUCCUUGGAUUCCAAAGAUCACAGUGCGAGAAAAUUUCUACGACCAAGCAAAAGCAAAAAAUGGUAAGUCGUGA